Molecule: messenger RNA, 1850 nt
Organism: Gavialis gangeticus (Gharial)
Lineage: Eukaryota; Metazoa; Chordata; Crocodylia; Gavialidae
Gene: YJU2
Product: coiled-coil domain containing 94
Exons: 8
Coding region: 63-1055 (330 amino acids)
Biological process (GO): mRNA splicing, via spliceosome
Cellular component (GO): U2-type catalytic step 1 spliceosome
Source: RefSeq, a predicted model, not a curated record
GGGGGCGAGAGCGAGAUCCCGGAAGUGCCGCAGGUCCGGGUAGGGAGCGGAGCGCCAGCAAGAUGUCGGAGCGGAAGGUUUUAAACAAAUACUACCCGCCGGACUUCGACCCGUCGAAGAUCCCCAAGCUCAAGCUCCCAAAGGACCGGCAGUAUGUGGUGCGGCUCAUGGCGCCCUUCAACAUGCGGUGCAAGACAUGUGGGGAGUACAUCUACAAGGGCAAAAAGUUUAACGCCCGCAAGGAGACGGUGCAGAAUGAGAUGUACUUGGGGCUCCCCAUCUUCCGCUUCUACAUCAAGUGCACCCGGUGCCUAGCAGAGAUCACAUUCAAGACAGAUCCUGAGAACACGGACUACACCAUGGAGCACGGGGCCACACGCAACUUCCAAGCGGAGAAACUUCUGGAGGAGGAAGAGAAGCGAAUGCAGAAGGAGCGGGAUGAAGAAGAGCUAAACAAUCCCAUGAAGGUCUUGGAGAACCGCACCAAGGACUCCAAGCUGGAGAUGGAGGUUCUGGAGAACCUGCAGGAGCUGAAGGAGCUCAACCAGCGGCAGGCAAAUGUGGACUUUGAGUCUAUGUUGAAGCAGUACAAGGAGUAUGAGGAGGAGCAGAAACGCCAGGAGAAGGAGGAAGACGAGCAAGAGCUGAAAGCGAUGUUGGAGGAGGCGCAGAGCCGGCGGUUGCUGCAAGAUUCCGACUCGGACGAGGAACCUGCCCAAGUGUCCCCGCACCCGGCAGCAAAACCGAAACCCACAGACUUCCUCCAGGAGGACACUGAGCCCCAGAGCAAGAAGCUGAGGGCAGAGAACUGGGAAAAGAGUGUGGGCAAGCUCAACAGCAAGCCCCAGCUGGCUGGGCUGGUCACGGUGAAGAAGCAGAACCCAGGCUCAGCUGUUGCAAACGGGAUGGGGAAGCUGCCAGCACUGCCGAGCACAGGUGCUGGGAGUCGGAGCAUUCCCUUGCCUGCGGGGACCCAGCCUGCACCAGCAGCCCAGGGCUCUUCCCUCAGCUUGCUGGGGGCGUACUCGGAUAGCGAAGACAGCCCCAGCGACUGACCCAGAGUGCCCGCUCUCCUUUUUGCUCCCCUCCCCCAGCCAAUGAGAGGGGCACAGUCAGAAGGUGCAGCAGGACUGGGAUUACCUUCCCUCACCCAGCCAGCACUCUGCAUAACAAAGCUGACCAUAGAGUUGGCUUCCUGUAGCAGAGAGCGUCCCAGGCCAUCUGCACAUGCUGCCGACCAUCUGUAAUCAGAGCGGCUCUCCCUGCCUGGGAAGAGCCUUGCUAAUACGCUGUCAUGUUGCAGCAUGCCUUCAAACCAGGCCCUAGAGCAUGAUCGCCGCCAGGCAUCUCUGUAUCGCCAUCCACUACCCCGGCUCCUGUCAGCCUGGUGUGAGUGAUGGCGACACCAGCAAACCAGCCCCCAGGGGACGCAGCUCCAUUAGAGGAGACAACUGCUGCUUGUCAGCGUCUCCGCAGUGAGCUUCCUGCUGUGGGUUUUGGGGCAGGGGCGAUGGGAGGGAGAUGCGCAAACCAGAGCUGUCCAGCUUGGGUGCAGAAGCAAAGCCUCAGCAGGGCUGAGCCCUAGAUGCCACCAGCUGAAGCUGGGAUCUGUUACCUGUGCAUUGGCAGCUAAGCUGGGUGGUAAUGGUGACAGCCAUGGAGUUCCCAGAGAGCAUAGCCUGCCUCUGUCCGUCACUGACUACCCUUCCCCGUGCUCCUCUUUUGACCACCAGCCAGUGUGGGUGCUUCACUGUCCACAUGGUGCUUCACUGUCCACAUGGGCUGCCCAAGUACUAACCCAGUUCACUCUCAGUGCAAUAAAGGGCCCUGAAAGAGUUUCUUUCCCUGCC